This is a messenger RNA of Halichondria panicea, 1345 nucleotides long. RefSeq lists its product as uncharacterized. Gene Ontology annotation, molecular function: transcription coregulator activity. Lineage: Eukaryota; Metazoa; Porifera; Demospongiae; Suberitida; Halichondriidae. Gene Ontology annotation, biological process: regulation of transcription by RNA polymerase II. The record is from RefSeq and is a predicted model, not a curated record. The transcript has 10 exons. The coding region runs from base 48 to 1226 and encodes 392 amino acids. Gene Ontology annotation, cellular component: transcription regulator complex.
UUAUUUUUUUAGUAAUCAUCCGACAGAGCUAGAGCUAGAGAUCGAUCAUGGUGCCAGUGAUGACUGAACUGAGAAAGAAACCGCCGCUCAGUGACUAUCAGCUGACGUUCCUACGUCCUUACAUUCUUCGGAAAAGGAAAUCAGAGCAACUCCUCGGUGAACAGAGUAGAUCUAGUCCUGAAAGCAAACAACGUUAUAGUAAAGAUCCUGAAUGUGUUUGUGAGGACAAUGUCAAAUCACUUUGUGAGUCAACUCAGGAGUUGAAGAAAAAAGCACAAAAGCAGAAAGAGUCUCAGAAUGAAUCGCCUGUUGAUAUUGCUGAGCAGAUUAAAAUUCUCCAAGAUCGUCUGGAAUCUCUCAAGAAAGAAAAGCACAGUCUGUUUCAGCAGCUUAAGGUAGUGCUAUAUGAUGAAGAUGAGAAAAAACAAGAAGAACAACGACUUGAGAUUGAAAAAACAUCUGCAGACAUGUAUGAUCCUAGACAACAAGGUGGUGUUGGUUUGAAGCGACCGUAUACAAGCAUUUUGUCAAUGUCUUACCCUGGAGUUUCACCUCUAAAGAGACAGCAGAGAGGGCCACUCCUUCCUACACCAGAAGGCUCCUCUCCUACCCACUUCUCGAGACAAAGUAGCGGUGGUUCAUUUCACGGUAAUGCUGAAGUGUUCCCUCAAGGAGGCAAGUCUCUGUACGUUUCCAGAAGUUCUUCUGUCCUCUCAGUCAAUAGACCUCCAUUUUUAGAGCAACGAGUGGGGCCACCUUACAAUGUUCCUUCAGAUGUACACAUGCAAGGUCCUCACCCCAGUGCAAUGGAGUCUCCACUAUUGGUACACAGCACACAAGCAGGCGUAUUUGUACACCCCAACCCACUUGAGAUGCAAACACAGUUUCAAGGCAUGGGUGUUGGUGCUUUUCAGUUUACGUCUAAUCCUCCAUUCAACUCAGUGACUAAUAUCCAUAGUCCCUCAGGUCCAAGCCAACAUGUACAGAUGCAGUUUCCACUAGGAGGAUCAUUUGUCCAGCAUGAAAUUCCACCAUAUAAUCAGCCAGCACCCCAUGAGAUCUCAAUGAAAGGCCGUCCAUUCUAUGCUGCUGGGAGCCAGUCGGUGGGUCACCUGCCUGGGGAGCAUACACCAUUCCCUGUACCUCUGCAUGACCCCAGACACCAGAAAUUUGUACACGUAUCAGACAAUCAGAGUACACCUCAAUCACCUCACUACCCAUCUUAGUGAAAGGCCUUGGCCUGUGUAUGUUGAUUAUACUUGACACACUAUAUGAUUGUAAGAGCAAAAUAUUUAAUGUUCUCUUUUAUAAGUAUCAUUUGCACGUUGCUUUGCUUUUUAUGAAA